Megalops cyprinoides (Indo-Pacific tarpon) is the source of this 2689-nucleotide messenger RNA. It is a transcript of the gene syk, whose product is annotated as spleen tyrosine kinase. Gene Ontology annotation, molecular function: signaling receptor binding; ATP binding; non-membrane spanning protein tyrosine kinase activity. Gene Ontology annotation, biological process: B cell receptor signaling pathway; macrophage activation involved in immune response; positive regulation of mast cell degranulation. Bases 501 to 2366 code for a protein of 621 amino acids. Gene Ontology annotation, cellular component: cytoplasm; extrinsic component of cytoplasmic side of plasma membrane. The transcript has 17 exons. The record is from RefSeq and is a predicted model, not a curated record. Lineage: Eukaryota; Metazoa; Chordata; Actinopteri; Elopiformes; Megalopidae.
AGUCAAAAGUCCCCCGUAGCACAGGCCUCAACCAGGAAAGAAGAGACCUCGCACCAGCUAUGUCCAAUGUUGCUUUUACAAACAGAGCUUGUAAAAACAGGUACUUCAUCAAAUGAACUGCUAUUCGUAUUAAAUGAAUGAGAACACAUUUCCGUCGGCUGAAAUUUCAAGACAACAACGUACGUCAAAGUGGAAGACAGGGAUCACGGCUGGUCAACUGGGCGAGGAUGCUGAAUGGCCCCUGAACCGGGUAUCACAAGAAGAGGCGUGGGGGAGGGGAUUCCGGAAGUCAUCAUACACAGCAAGUUGCGUUUGAAUGUCCUAGAAGAUCGAGAACACCCGACAUCCUGUUCAGUCCACCAGCAGUUGAACAUGGUCGCUCCUGUGAGGGGACACUGGCUCAUCUAGUGGACGUGGAGAGGGGUAUUUCAGAAGGUGUUGAGUAAGAGAGUGAGCAUUUUGGGUCGGUGUGCGAGGGAGGGGCGCCGAGCUUCGGUACGAUGGCAGACAAAGUGAACACGCUGCCGUUCUUCUACGGCAACAUCACCCGGGAGGAGGCGGAGGACUUCCUGAGACAGGGCGGCAUGACCGACGGGCUCUACCUGCUGCGGCAGAGCCGGAACUACCUGGGCGGCUAUGCUCUCUCCGUGGCUCACAGCAGGCAGUGCUACCAUUACACCAUCGAGCGCGAGCUGAAUGACACCUACGCCAUCGCCGGGGGCAGGUCCCACCGCAACCCCGCCGACCUCAUCGAGUACCACUCCCAGGAGUCAGACGGCCUGGUGUGCCUGCUGAAGAAGCCUCUCAGCCGCCCCAGGGGCGUGGAGCCCAAGGUGGGGCCCUUCGAGGACCUGAAGGAGCAGCUGAUUAGGGAGUACGUGAAACAGACAUGGAACUUGCAGGGAGCGGCUCUGGAGCAGGCCAUCAUCAGCCAGAGGCCCCAGCUGGAGAAGCUGAUUGCCACCACCGCGCACGAGAAGAUGCCCUGGUUCCACGGCAAGAUCUCGCGGGAGGAGUCCGAGCCACGUCUACUCAGCAGCAAUCGCACCAACGGCAAAUUCCUAAUAAGAGAGAGGGACGAAAAGGGCUCCUAUGCGCUCUGCCUGCUCCACGGCGGCCAUGUUAUGCACUAUCGCAUCGACAAGGACAAGGCGGGAAAGCUCUCCAUCCCUGAUGGCAAAAAGUUCGACACACUCUGGCAGCUGGUGGAGCACUACUCCUACAAACCAGACGGGCUCCUCCGAGUCUUGACCGAGCCGUGUCCACGUCCCAAUGGUGCUGAUGCCGUGAGCUUUGCUCGGCCCCCUCUUCCUCGGCCUGUUUGCAAGCGAGGUGUGACAGGUGGAAUUCUCUCCAGACUCACAUCCAACUCCUUCCCCAAACCUGGCAGCAAAAAGCUUCCCUUUUUCAGUUCGCGCCACAAAACCACUGAUAACCUCAAUCCCUAUGAGUCCAGAGUGGGAAAUACUGUUAACAAAGAGGCCAUGCCCAUGGACACAGAGGUGUACGAGAGCCCAUACGCCGAUCCGGAUGAGCUGAGGACUUCCACUGUCGAUCGGAACCAGCUCUUCCUGGAGGACGGAGAGCUGGGGUCAGGAAACUUCGGCACGGUCCUCAAAGGCAUCUACAAGAUGAGGAAGACGGAGAAGCAGGUGGCGGUGAAGAUCCUGAAGAACGACGACAACAACGCGGCGGUGCGGGAGGAGAUGCUGCGCGAGGCCAACGUCAUGCAGCAGCUGGACAACCCCUACAUCGUGCGCAUGAUCGGCAUCUGCGAGGCCGAGAACCUCAUGCUGGUCAUGGAGCUGGCCGACCUAGGCCCGCUCAACAAGUUCCUGCAGAAAAACAAACAGAUAUCCAUGAAGAACGUCACAGAGCUGGUCCACCAGGUGUCCAUGGGCAUGAAGUAUCUGGAGGAGCAUAACUUCGUCCACAGAGACCUGGCGGCCAGGAACGUGCUGCUGGUCACCCAGCACUAUGCCAAAAUCAGCGACUUCGGGCUCUCCAAAGCCCUAACUGAGGAAGAAAACUACUAUAAGGCAAAAGGUCAUGGCAAGUGGCCAGUAAAAUGGUACGCCCCAGAGUGUAUGAACUUCUUCAAAUUCUCCUGCAAGAGCGACGUGUGGAGCUUUGGUGUCCUGAUGUGGGAGGCCUAUUCCUUAGGACAGAAACCAUACAAGGGAAUGAAAGGAAAUGAGGUCAUUCAGAUGAUCGAGAAUGGAGAGAGGAUGUCGGCCCCACCCAACUGCCCCCCGGAGAUGUAUGAGCUCAUGAAGACAUGUUGGACUUACAAACCGGAUGAGAGACCUGCAUUCGCGGUUGUUGAACCAAGGCUCAGAGACUACUACUAUGACAUUUCACAGUAAUUAUCUUUUGUGCCACCAGGUGGCAGUGUGGAGUACGGGUUAGGACUGUUAUGCAAAGGAUCUAAAAAUUACAGGUACAAACCCAGUGUGGAGCUCUUAUGCUGUUCCUCUGAGACAGACACAUUACCUGAAUUUCUUCCGGAAAGAAAGAUUUUAAGACUGUAGAACAAUUAAGAAUGUUUUGUAGGUCUACACUUAUGAAGUGAAUAUCAAAAUAUGUUAAUUGAACUGGAUGAUCUGAUACAAACAUUUAACAGUAUAACAUUGUAAAAUACUGAACACAUCCACAGUUGCACAAUAAAACCAAUGCAUUGAUAGAUAAC